AAGGAGCCAGCAGAGCCGGGGCGGCAGACAGCAGGGCUGAAGAGAAGAAAGAAAGGCAGAAAUAAAAGCCGGACCAUGCUGGUGUGAAUGAUCGUCGAUCAUCGUCGCUUACUGUGACCCAAACCUGAGCCAAAGAAGAGGCUCCUGACUCCCAACAUUGGAAGAAUGGGGAAGGACUACUACAAGAUUUUGGGGAUUCCCAAAGGCUCAAAUGAAGAGGAGAUCAAAAAGGCGUACCGCCGCAUGGCACUCCGCUUCCAUCCUGACAAGAACACAGAUGCCAACGCAGAGGAAAAGUUCAAGGAGAUUGCAGAGGCCUAUGAGGUUCUCAGUGACCCUAAGAAGAGGGUGGUCUACGACCAGCUGGGAGAGGAAGGGUUGAAGACAGGUGGCAGCAGCUCAUCAGGUGCUCCUGGAAGCUCAACAUACCACUACACUUUCCAUGGAGAUCCUCAUGCAACUUUUGCCUCCUUCUUUGGCGGCUCCAACCCUUUUGACAUGUUUUUUGGCUCCAACCGGAGCCACAGUCGCUCCAAUGGUUUCCCCUUUCACGGCGACCAUAGCAACGACCCAGACCAAGACACAGAAAUGGACGAGGAUGAACCUUUUACUCACUUUGGGAGACAGUUUGGAUUUCCAGGCGGGAUGAAUAAUGGCUUCCCGGGGGAAGCCCGCAGGAGAAGAGGCGCUCCAUCAGAUCGGCCUGGGAACAACAGGAAGCAUCAAGACCCUCCAGUGGUCCAUGAGUUGAAGGUUUCUCUAGAGGAGAUCUUCCACGGCUGCACCAAGCGUAUGAAGAUCACCCGCCGCAGGCUGAACCCAGAUGGAAGGAGCAUGAGAACAGAGGACAAGAUCCUCAACAUCGUCAUCAAGAAGGGCUGGAAAGAGGGGACGAAGAUUACUUUCCCAAAGGAGGGGGAUGAGACUCCUGAGAACAUUCCUGCCGAUAUAGCCUUUGUUCUAAAAGAUAAAGGGCACACUCACUUCAGAAGAGAUGGUUCCAACAUCAUUUACAACUGCAAGAUAAGUCUAAAAGAGGCUCUCUGUGGCUGCACCGUUAGUAUUCCCACGCUGGAAAACCGGGUCAUCUCGCUCCCCUGCCUUGACAUCAUCAAGCCGGGAAUGGUGAAGCGGCUCAGAGGCGAAGGCCUUCCUUUUCCUAAGAACCCGUCGCAGCGGGGUGACCUCAUCGUGGAGUUCUCUGUUCGCUUUCCUGAUAGGAUCCCACCGCAGUCCCGAGAGAUUAUCCGACAACACCUUCCCUCAUCCUAAAAGAGCAUCCUUUUUUUUUCCCUCCACCGCCUCACACACCAGUCUAGAUCCAGAAAAAAGAACUACCAGUAAAAAUUCUUGAUCUUCUGUUUAGUAGUUAGGUAGUUUCCCUCUCCUUUUCCUGUUUCAGUGCAUGCAGCGUUACACGGAUGCCUGGGACUUCUCCCCAGGAGUUUGAGGAGAUUUGGCUCACGCUCCUGCAAAAGGAUUCGAGCGGUGAAGCUGAGGAACUGUGGCUUUGACGGGCUCCUUUUUUCUUAGCAGCUUUGUACGGAUUUGUUAUUGGUUUUAUAAGCUCUUCAAGUCUUCAAACCUUGUUUUUUUUUAUAUGACCUGUUAGGAAUUUUUCAAGUAAAAAGGACUUUUUUCUGAAAUUUUCUUUCCUAAAAAUUUUAAAAUAAGAUGUUUUUCUUUGUACCUUGAUUGUGCUAGCAGUUGUAAUAUGUUCAGUGCACACUAAAACUGGACAUGGGAUUUAGUUCAAUUCAGCUCUGUGCAUAAGCUUUUUUUGUUAUGAUCAGUCUCCCUCAAAGUUUGUUAACACAGGGAAUUCCAUGACACACGUAAAGCCCCAGUGCUUUAUGGUUUAUAUCGAUGUAAUUUAGUUCCAUGGAUAAGUUUGGAAAUGACAAUCAUACACUGUAAGAGCAGUGUGAGCUCAGAAUUUAUAAUCUACAUGUUAAAUGGGUGCUUUCUCUUCUGAGCUGCUGGCUGCUCUGAACUGAAUAGCCUUUGCUCAUUAUCUAAGCGGCAUAGGUGCCUUAGCCCAGUGCCACACCAACCUUAUACGCGACAAAAACUCAGAGGUAGGUGAUGUUGUAAUGUAUACAAACAGACAUGUUUGAACGUAAGACUCAAUGCUGUGUGAGACAUUCACAACUGAGGAAAAUUAAGCUAUCAAAACAUGUGAAGUUCAUAAAGUACUGUAAGCAGAGAAGAAAUGAGACUGAGAGAUUGGUCUAUGUAUUGGUAAAGUGCUAUCUAAGUUCAGGAUGGAUUUCCUGGAGGACCAGAAUCAUGGCCUCAUUUUUUUACCUUAAAAGGCCUAGAUUGCUCCGCAAUUUUGGUUGUGGACAUUCUGUUCUCACUUGUGGCAUUUGAAGGCCAUGUUUUGGUGCUAACGUGAGCAUUGCCAAAAAAUAAAUGGUAUAUCUGCUGGUUUCA
This is a messenger RNA of Oryzias latipes (Japanese medaka), 2436 nucleotides long. RefSeq names its product DnaJ heat shock protein family (Hsp40) member B5 (gene dnajb5). Lineage: Eukaryota; Metazoa; Chordata; Actinopteri; Beloniformes; Adrianichthyidae. Gene Ontology annotation, molecular function: protein-folding chaperone binding. Gene Ontology annotation, cellular component: cytosol. The record is from RefSeq and is a predicted model, not a curated record.